AGGGGCGGGGUACUUCAAUAAACUUCGAUGUGUCACCACGCUAGUUGGGAACGUUGGUACCAUCAUGACCCUCAGUUUCUCCAGUUUCGAGGUAGAGAAUGAGAUCCUGUGUCGGUAUGACGUGGUCGAGGUCUACGACGGCAAGAUGGCGGAUCAGAAACGGAUUGGUCGACUCUGCGGUGACGUCACUCCUCCCAAAAUAGCCGCCACCUCCAACAUCAUGUCCGUCUACUUCAGCUCAGACAACAACAGAGAAAAGAAGGGUUAUAACGGGACAUUUCAAGCUUUUGACUGCAACACAACGCUGACCGCCACCUCCGGCGUCAUCACCAGCCCGGGCUACCCACAAGGCUACUUCAACAACCUCUACUGCUGGCUGACCAUCGUGGGGGAGCCGGGAACCUUCAUCAGUCUCUAGUAUCUCACU
Messenger RNA from Physella acuta, 427 nucleotides. Its product is annotated as neuropilin-2-like. Lineage: Eukaryota; Metazoa; Mollusca; Gastropoda; Physidae. The record is from RefSeq and is a predicted model, not a curated record.